GUAUGUGCCCUGACCAGGGAUCAAAUUUGCAACCUUGGGUUGAACAUUAUUAGUACGAUGCUCUAACCAACUGAGCUACGUGGGCAGGGUUAUAUUGAUAACUUUUAUAUGCAAAAUACAAUUGCUUUCUCCCAAGCUCUCUGAAUAUUUCAUCCUACUUUGAGCAUCAGGCUCAAGAUAGGACAUAGGAUAACCUUUGUUCACUUAUUGCCUGGCUGACACGCUUGCUGGACUAGAAUCAUAGAAGGGCCUUUAUCUGUCUUUUUUCACUCAAACCAGUACUUGAUCCACAAGAGGUACACGAUGCAUACUUCCUGAGUGUGCGUUACCUUAUUUCUCAUUUUCAACGGAAUGAAUCAACACUCAGGGUAAAUUUCCAAAGUUUAGAGAGGAAUAGUCAAAUCAGGAUGUAAGGUCAGUUUGACUUGAAACUCAUUCUGAGAAUGUAUAACAUGGUCUGUAUCUCGGUGUGACUUAGAAUCUGGUGGAGGGAGGUAAGAGUAGGUAUAAUGAAGAAAUGAGACGACAAAGGGUAAGCUAAGGCAUUGGCUGUAGGAAGGAAGAGAUGCAACUGACAGCUUGAAGAGGUCAAGGUGUUAAUGUCCAAGUGUGGUCAAGGAUAGAGCCAAGGAUGACUUUCAGCCUCUUAAAUGCAUUUUUAUUGAUUUCAGAGAGAAAGGGAGAAGGAGAGAUAGAAACAUCAAUGAUGAGAGACUAGGAGAAUGAUGAAAUAGGCACAUUUGGAGAGAAAACUGGAUAUGAGAAUUCAAGUUCAUAGACAAGCCAACUAGCAGCCCAGUUGUUGCUGAUCCCUGGAAGGAUACAUCUACAUUUUUGUUUGAAGGAAAUUUGGAGACACAAAAUGGAACAGAGCAACAACAAAGAGGGCCACGGUGUGGUGGGUGGUCAUUCUGAUCUUCCCGUCAAGAAGGCGAUUAAUUUUUCCCCUCCGCUAUACAGACAGCGUUACAGCUUCGUUAACGACCUGGUGAAUCAGCACAAACCCAAGAAGGUGGCAGACUUGGGGUGUGGCAAUGCUUCCCUCAUACAGAUGAUUAAAUCGCACAGUUGCCUGGAACUGAUUGUUGGAGUAGAUAUCAAUAAAGAUAAAAUAGGAUCGCAAAGGUGUAGAUUGUCUCCAUUCUCGGGGGAGUAUCUAAGCCCCCGGGACCUGAAUCUGUCGAUCAUCUUGUACCACGGCUCUGCUGUGGAGAGAGAUUCUCGUUUGCUUGGAUUUGACUUAGUCACGUGUAUCGAGUUAAUAGAACAUUUGGAUUCUGAGGACCUGGCCAGGUUUCCCGAAGUCGUGUUUGGGUACCUGUCUCCGGCCAUGGUUGUCAUCAGCACGCCCAACUCGGACUUCAACCCCCUGUUCCCGGCAGUGACCUUGAGAGAUUCAGAUCACAAAUUUGAGUGGAACAGGAAGCAGUUUCAGACCUGGGCCUUAGGGGUGGCAGAUUUCUACAAUUACUCCGUGGAGUUUACUGGCGUGGGGGAGCCACCGGAAGGAGCUGGGAAUGUUGGCUACUGUACCCAGAUAGGGGUCUUCCGGAAAAUCGGAGCGCCGGCCACGGAAUCGUGCGUGGCAGAGCAGUGUGGUCAGCACGUUUAUAAGAUUGUUUAUUCCGUUUCCUAUCCGAGUUUACAGCAAAAGGAAGUCCGCAAACUCGCAUUAGCAAAUGAGGUGUCUCGGCAAAUCCAAAGCAUGCGGCAGAGAUAUGUCUCCAGCCUGAGGAUCCUACAGCGCGGCGAUGGGGACGGCCACCAGGUCAGCGACACCGGGCUCGUCACCUUCUCUGGACCAGUCUUCACGGAACUCGAGAAACGCAAAAUCGAGAAGUCUCCCGAACCGUUCCGCUUUGGGAAUAAGCUCUACGUCCCGCUGGAAAGGCUGCUCGCUUAUCCCAAGGUGAACCGCCUGUGUGACAGCGUGGACACGAUGCGAGCGCUCAUCGCUGACACGGUGAGGCUGAGCAGGGACGGGUCCGCCGUGAAGGUCGACCUGCGGGAUGCGAGUCCGUGAGCCGCCCGUCCUGAGAGUCGGGGUCUCAGCCAAGGGAGGGCUUGCCGAGGAUGCUCUCGUGUAGCCAUUAUUCAAGUAACUUAGUUUUGAGAUUACUUGACAACGUUGUUGUGUGUGUGUGUUUUUUUUUAAUAGGCUUGUUUUGUUUGGGAGUGUUUGUAGAGAGUUCCUGAUAUGCUUGGUUUUUGUUGCUGUUGGCAUUAAAGAAUGUUAAAGAAAA
Messenger RNA from Myotis lucifugus (little brown bat), 2243 nucleotides. It is a transcript of the gene HENMT1, whose product is annotated as HEN methyltransferase 1. The transcript has 8 exons. Gene Ontology annotation, cellular component: cytoplasm; nucleus. Gene Ontology annotation, molecular function: O-methyltransferase activity; RNA methyltransferase activity. The coding region runs from base 863 to 2023 and encodes 386 amino acids. Gene Ontology annotation, biological process: RNA methylation; siRNA processing; piRNA processing. The record is from RefSeq and is a predicted model, not a curated record. NCBI's taxonomy places the organism in Eukaryota, Metazoa, Chordata, Mammalia, Chiroptera, Vespertilionidae.